GAGUGUUUCUGUUCGCCCUCCAGCUGCAGAGGAAAGCAGAGAUUUAUUUGCGAGCUGAAGACGAUGUGAGCAGAGAGCGAGGGAACUGUCUGAGCAGAGAUUUCGAUUUUCUUUUUAAAAGAGAGAGAGAGAGAGAGACUCAUGUGAUGGCUCCAGAGCUGCUUACUGUCAUCAUGGCUUCAGGCUCAUGUGUAGCCCUGUGUUUGGUGAUCCUGAUGCUGGUGGUGGUCUUCUACAGAAAAGAUCCUAUGUGCUGCAGAUUCAGACCCGACAGCACUGAACACUACAGCGAUGACGCUCAUCAUUAUCACAGCAGGCACUCUCUGAUCAGCAUCGCCCAGAAUGAGCAAAGUGCCUCAAACCAGGGAGAAGCUGUACUGGAGCUUCCAGGAAGGCUGUUUAUAAUUGGGAAGCCAAAUGACUACUACCUGAGCGGAGGUCUGCCCAGACUUCCGUCCUAUGAGAGCGUUCGUAAGAAGGACCGGCAGAGACAGAUCCACAACAUGAUCUCCGAGCGCUUCGGCCUCAGCGGCUGUCCAAAUGAGCCUCCACCAACAUAUGAAGAAACCCUUCGCCAGUCGGUUGAAAUUUCACCCUCACACCUGCACACUCUGGAAGUUCACCUGUCAGUCCACAGCCAGGACGGCUCCUCAAACCUCAACGAAGAUACACACGACCCAAACCAGCCAGCCACAUCACUCCAACACUCACCUUCCUCCUGUCCAGCACACAGCUCCACAUUUCUGUCUAUCUGAGGAUCCUGGAGUUCUUUGCAAAGCCAUAUAAAGCGAAAGAGGGCUGCCGUUGUUUGAGCCAAGAGAGUUUGUGUCGAUUAACCACAGAGCUUUUCUCAUGCUAAUGAAUCUGACUCAAGCUGUACACUCCGAGAGUGCCGAUGACACAUCACUGCAUUGUUCAGGCAUUUACCAGCAGGUUUUAAAUGGUGUGUUUUUCCAGGAAAAGUAAAAUGGAAGGAGGGAUCUAAUGAUGUGCCUCUUUAGAAACUGACCUGGAUAUUUUUGUAUCAAAGCCUUCUCUGUAUUUUCUUUGAAUAGAAAAUAUUUUAUACCAAUUAAAUCACAAAUGUUUCAGUGUUUUCAUUGGACUGGCAUGGCUGACAGUAAAUGUGACUUUUACAAAAUGGCAAAGGUUAAA
Molecule: messenger RNA, 1155 nt
Organism: Labrus mixtus (cuckoo wrasse)
Lineage: Eukaryota; Metazoa; Chordata; Actinopteri; Labriformes; Labridae
Exons: 5
Coding region: 147-755 (202 amino acids)
Source: RefSeq, a predicted model, not a curated record